AUCACAGCAGUGCAAGUGUCAAAGACCGGCUUCAGUCAAUGUGAACUGCGAAAAGACUCUGCAGAAAUGCCAAAACUCCUUGUCUAAUUUCUGGUCUCUUCUCUUCAUUAUCGGAAGUGGAAAAGAAUUAAUAUUAUCUGUUGAACACGGAAGUCUUCAGAAUUGGAGUGAUCGAAGGAAGAUUUUGUUGGCUUGCGUUUCAGGCGAAACAUGGAGCGUUACGAGAUUGUCAGAGAUAUUGGGUCUGGGAAUUUCGCUGUAGCUAAGCUCGUUAGGGAUAAGGGGACGAAGGAGUACUUUGCUGUCAAGUUUAUUGAGAGAGGUCACAAGAUUGAUGAAAAUGUGCAAAGGGAAAUCAUGAACCAUAGAUCAUUGAAGCAUCCCAAUAUUGUUAGAUUCAAAGAGGUCCUCCUAACGCCAACUCAUCUUGCCAUAGUGAUGGAGUAUGCAGCCGGAGGGGAACUCUUUGAGAGGAUAUGUAGCGCUGGUAGAUUUAGCGAGGAUGAGGCAAGGUUUUUCUUUCAGCAAUUGAUAUCUGGAGUCAGUUAUUGUCAUUCCAUGCAAAUCUGUCAUAGAGAUCUUAAGCUUGAAAAUACUCUCUUAGAUGGCAGUACUGCACCGCGUGUCAAAAUUUGUGACUUUGGAUACUCAAAGUCAUCUGUAUUCCAUUCACAACCUAAGUCUACCGUAGGCACUCCAGCCUACAUUGCACCUGAGGUCCUAUCAAAAAAAGAGUAUGACGGAAAGAUAGCAGAUGUUUGGUCCUGUGGAGUCACCUUAUAUGUGAUGUUAGUUGGCGCUUAUCCCUUUGAAGACCCGGAGGAUCCAAGAAACUUUAGAAAAACCAUUGGGAGGAUACUCAGUGUCCAAUACUCAAUCCCAGAUCAUGUACGAGUUUCCAUGGAAUGUAAACAUCUUCUAUCACGAAUAUUUGUGGCCACUCCUGAAAAGAGAAUAAGUAUAAUAGAGAUAAAAAAUCACCCGUGGUUUCUGAGGAACUUGCCUAUUGAACUGACGGAAGGAGGAAGUUGGCAGAGCAAUGAUGUAAAUAAUCCAUCACAGAGUGUGGAGGAAGUUUUGUCCAUAAUACAAGAGGCAAAAACACCUCCCAUUGCCCCCAUGGUUGGUGGCCUUCUGGCUGGAGGCAGCAGCGUGGACCUAGAUGACUUAGAUGCUGAUGCAGAUCUUGAUGAUAUAGAAACAAGUGGCGAAUUUGUAGGCCGUAUUUAAGCAUGCAUGUAAAUAACAUGCUGCGCUAUUGUUUCCUGUAAAUGGAAUUUUUGUUUUUGUUUUUGUUUUUUUCCCCCUUGAAAUUGUUUUACAAUCGGAUUCUUUGCUCAGAAGGAGUGAAUAUGUCAUGCUUUCCUUUCCUUUUCUGUUUGGCCAAACCA
Messenger RNA from Prosopis cineraria, 1391 nucleotides. Its product is annotated as serine/threonine-protein kinase SAPK2. The record is from RefSeq and is a predicted model, not a curated record. Bases 211 to 1230 code for a protein of 339 amino acids. Lineage: Eukaryota; Viridiplantae; Streptophyta; Magnoliopsida; Fabales; Fabaceae. The transcript is spliced from 9 exons. Gene Ontology annotation, molecular function: protein serine/threonine kinase activity; ATP binding. Gene Ontology annotation, biological process: intracellular signal transduction; protein phosphorylation.